Lactuca sativa (garden lettuce) is the source of this 627-nucleotide messenger RNA. RefSeq lists its product as uncharacterized. Lineage: Eukaryota; Viridiplantae; Streptophyta; Magnoliopsida; Asterales; Asteraceae. The record is from RefSeq and is a predicted model, not a curated record.
AUGGAGUUCUUUUAUGAUCUCUAUGCAGCCAUUGCUGAGACGGCUGCAGAUGCAGCCUCCGGAGGCGUGGCAGCUAUAGGUGUUGGGACAUGGCGGGUCUUUCAGUAUCAGGACUUCGAUAAUACGAAGCCCCCAACUUUCGAUGGAUUUCAGGACCCAAUCAUAGCCAUGAGGUGGCUAUCCAAUGUUGAUGGAUGCUUCUUCACUUGUUCAUGCCCUGCUGACCAGAAGGUCAAGUGCACUCUGAACCUUCUGAGGUCCAGAGCCAAGGAUUGGUGGAGGCUCGCUACCAGUUCCUAUUCUACUGAACAGAGAGUUGUUGUGACCUGGGAGCAGUUUUAUGAGAUGUUUCGCUCCCGUUAUGUGUCGCUGGUGGAGCGAGAGAGAUUGGCCCAGGAGUAUCUGGACCUGAGGCAGGGUACUGAGAAUGUGACUGAGAUCACCAAAAUGUUUAUGAAAAGGUCUAUGUUCAGCCCUGAGUUUGCUACAUCUGAGCAUGCUCAGAUGACCCGUUACUUCAACAUGCUCAAGACGGGGAUCAGGCGGUUUGUUUCCACUCAGGGCUAUGGAUCAUUGUUGGAGAUGCAGGAGGCCGCCAGGCAGCAUGAGAUUAAGAUUGAGUUGUAG